Messenger RNA from Caenorhabditis elegans, 735 nucleotides. It is a transcript of the gene clec-252, whose product is annotated as PAN-3 domain-containing protein. The transcript has 4 exons. Lineage: Eukaryota; Metazoa; Nematoda; Chromadorea; Rhabditida; Rhabditidae. The record is from RefSeq and is marked reviewed. The coding region runs from base 1 to 735 and encodes 244 amino acids.
AUGCGUCUCCUACUCAUUUUCUUCUACUUCUCUACUUUUCUAUUUCCACUCUCUACCAGCGAUUUGAAAAUGAUAAAAAUCUUCGGAUACACCGACAUUCUUCAGUUACAAAAUUUUGAAAAUGUACAGAGCUGCAUUGAUGGGUGUUUUGAGCAGCCAAAUUGCCUAGCGGUACACUUCAAAUCUGUAUGUUCUCAUUAUUUUGUUAAUAACUAUUCAGUUACUGUCGUCGAAUCGGAUAGAAGCGAAGAGCAUUAUGUUGCAAUUAAGACAGAGUUGCCAGAAGCCACUUGUCCUGCCUCCUACAAGGAUAUCAAGUACUCUGUGACAUCUGACUCCGGAGAUAUAUAUUCUUGGAAGAAAACUGAUAAUGGAUGGAGCUAUCGACAAUGCAAUUUUGGUUGGAAAAGGUUUCAAAAAACCGAUACACUUGUAAUGUGUGUAAAAGUAAUGGUAGAUCAAGUAACUCAACAGGUUGCAAAGGAGAAAUGUAUCGAGCGAGGUGCAGUGCUAGCUAGAAUCGAAACCCCCGAGGAGUGCAAAUGGAAACAAGAUAUCGUAGCAAAUAAAUAUUUCGAAAAGGGAAUUUGGAUUGAUGGAAGAGCAGCAAGUGGUACAAGAAUAGAAAGUUGCGAUGACAAGUUUCCUGAGUUGGUUUCCUACGAGACAAGCGCUGGGGAUUGUUUGUAUACUGCCGCCUUCCGCCAUUCCGGAUAUUUUUAUGAUAUCAUAUAA